UAUCCAGGAAGGAGCGGCGGCGGCGGCGGCGCAAGGAGGAGUUGGGGCGCGCCGGGGGACGUUGCACGGUUUUGGUGCCAAGUGGUUAAAGAAGAAAAUGAGAAGGUUUUUAAGGCCUGGACAUGACCCAGUAAGAGAGAGGCUCAAGCGUGACCUUUUCCAGUUUAACAAGACUGUUGAACAUGGCUUCCCCCACCAGCCCAGUGCCCUGGGUUACAGCUCUUCCUUCCAUCUUAUGGCUAUUGGAACCCGGUCAGGAGCCAUCAAACUCUAUGGCACUCCAGGAGUUGAGUUCAUGGGCUUACAUGACGAGACCAACACGGUUAUGCAAAUACAUUUCAUUCCUGGCCAGUGCCGCUUAGUGACGCUGCUGGAUGACAACAGCCUGCAUUUAUGGACCCUGAAACAGUCCCACAGCGGCGCAUCUGAGCUGCAGGAGGAAAGACAUUUUACACUCCGAGGACCCCCUGGUUCCCCUCCAAGUGCCACCCAGGUAACAGCAAUCCUCGCACAUUCCUCACAGGAACUUCUGUACCUCGGCACUGAGAGUGGUAAUGUCUUUGUGGUGGAGCUCCCAUCCUUCAGAGUGCUAGAAGAUCGGACCAUCAGUCCAGAGGUUGUGCAGCAACGGGUGCCAGAGGAUUAUCGAAACAGGCGGUCACUCGAAUUGGUAGAAGCCUUACGGGAGCAUCCCCGGAACCCCAAUCACAUCUUGAUUGGAUACAGCAGGGGCCUCAUUGUCCUCUGGGACUUGAUAAAUAACAAAGCCACACACCAUUUCCUUGGCAAUCAGCAACUGGAAAACCUCUUCUGGCAGAGGAACGGCCAUCAACUCAUCAGCUGCCAUUAUGAUGGGAGUUAUGCCCAGUGGCCGAUUACCAGUGAUGAUAGGCAGCCUGAAGUGCUGGAAAGCAAAGUGCCUUAUGGUCCUUUUCCUUGCAAGGCCAUCUCCAAGAUUUACUGGCAAACAACAAAGAACGGGCUACCUUAUAUUAUUUUUCAAGGAGGGAUGCCACGGGCAAGCUACGGUGACCGGCAUAGCAUUUCGGUUGUUUACGGCAAUCGGCAGACUGCCUUUGACUUCACUUCCCGGGUGAUAGACUUCUUUGUCAUUGCCAAUGCCGAUCCAUUUGCAGAGUUUGAUGACCCAUCUGCAAUGGUGGUGCUAGCAGAAGAAGAGCUGGUAGUAAUAGACCUCGUGUCUCCAGGGUGGCCGUCCAUCCAACCUCCAUACCUUGCGUCUCUCCACUGCUCGGCCAUCACAUGUUCCCAUCAUGUCUCCAACAUCCCUCUAAAGCUGUGGGAAAGGAUCAUCAGUGCUGGGAGCAAACAGAACUCUCAGUUCUCUAAAAUGCCAUGGCCAAUUAAUGGAGGCACCAGCAAGGCUCCUGACCCACCCCAGCGGGACUUGCUUCUUACAGGGCAUGAGGAUGGCACAGUGCGCUUCUGGAACGCUUCUGGUGUUUGUCUGAACCUCCUGUAUAAGCUGAGCACAGUGAAGGUGUUCCUCACAGAUGCUGAUCCCAAUGACAAUAUGAACCAGAUGGGAGAGGACGAAUGGCCUCCGCUGCGCAAGGUUGGCUCCUUUGACCCUUACAGCGAUGAUCCCAGACUUGGGAUCCAGAAGAUCUUCCUGUGCAAGUACAGUGGCUACUUAGCCAUAGCAGGGACAGCAGGGCAGGUACUUGUGAUGGAACUAAAUGACGAAGAAGCAGCUCAAGUGAUCGACCAUGCGGAAGCAGACCUUCUCCAGGACCAAGAAGGCUAUAAGUGGAAAGGUCAUGAACGGCUGAAAACCAGAGAUGGGCCUGUUCGAUUUGAGCCUGGUUUCCAGCCAUUUGUCUUGAUCCAGUGUCAGCCACCAGCUGUAGUUACGUCACUGGCUCUCCACUCAGAAUGGAAACUUGUGGCCUUCGGUACAAGCCAUGGCUUUGGGCUCUUCGAUCAUCAGCAGAAGCGGCUGGUCUUUGUCAAGUGUACCCUGCAUCCCAGUGACCAGCUGGCCUUAGAGGGGCCUCUUUCCAGGGUGAAAUCCUUAAAGAAGUCCCUCCGUCAGUCCUUCCGACGGAUGCGAAGGAGCAGGGUGUCAAACAGAAAGCGGCGAACCGGUGAGGUGCAAGAAGGCAUUUCCAGGCAUGACCAUGAUGCAUUACAGGAGAUAGAACUGGCUCCUGUGCAGCGGAAGAUUGAAGCACGUUCAGCAGAGGACUCUUUCACUGGCUUUGUGCGCACCUUAUACUUUGCUGACACCUUCUUAAGAGACAGUUCCCGGCACAGUCCGUCCUUAUGGGCAGGUACUAAUGGGGGCACAGUAUAUGCCUUCUGCCUCCGUGUUCCUCCAGUCGAGAGAAGAAUGGAUGAGCCUGUCAGAGCAGAACAGGCCAAGGAAAUCCAGCUCAUGCACAGAGCUCCUGUUGUCGGGAUUGUGGUUCUAGAUGGUCAGAGCACACCUCUUCCAGAGCCACUGGAAGUAGCCCAUGACCUCUCCAAGAGUCCCAACAUGCAAGGUAGCCAUCAGCUUCUCGUGGUGUCUGAAGAACAAUUUAAGGUCUUCACAUUGCCCAAGGUCAGCUCCAAACUGAAACUCAAGCUGACCGCCCUGGAAGGCUGUCGGGUGAGGAAGGUGGCCGUCGCCAGCUUUGCCAGCUGCAAGACCGAGCACAGUGAGAAUGACCUGGCUGUUCUGACAAACCUGGGAGACAUCCAGAUCGUCUCUCUGCCUUCGCUCAAAAUCCAAGUGCGCUAUCCCUGUAUCCGCAAGGAGGAUGUGAGCGGCAUUGCCUCCUGUGUGUUCACCAGAUACGGGCAAGGGUUCUAUCUCAUCUCUCCAUCAGAAUUUGAGAGGUUUUCCCUUUCCCCAAAGUGGCUGGUUGAACCGCGAUGUUUAGUCAAAGCACCUGAGAAUGCAAACAGCCAUCUGCACAACACAUCUGGCAUGGAGAAGACUUCAAGGAAAUCUAACAGCCGAGAAUCAGGACGGAGUUCUGGUGAUCCAGGUGGAGAUGAGGGCCUGCCUGGAAAGCUAAUGGAACAUGCCCUGCUCAAUGACGAAAGUGUUCUGAAGGAAAUCCAAAGCACUCUGGAGGGCGGAAGAGGAAGUUAUGGUGACAGAAAUUCAAGGAGAAUCCAAGUAGGACACAGGCUAAGUAACGGAGGAGCAGAAUGACUGUGCUCUGAACAUGUCACCAUGAUGUCUGGCGUUUGGAAAGAGUGCCAUAACACUACUGACUAUAUACAGAGCCACCAUCCGUGGGGAGAGGCAUCCACUGUGCGUGGCCGCAGAAUAAAUUGCAGGGCUGAGUCUUGCUUGGCCACCCGCCUCCUGGUCCUCCUCUUCACUGUGCCUCACCUGAAGUCCUCUCCGUCUCUAGAUUUUUUUCAGCCUUGCACAGCGGCCGGAACGGUUCCCUCGGCCUCUUUCCCUUCAUGCUUCUGGAUAUAUAUAUAUAUAUUUUGGCGAGUCUUCAAAUGUUUGCACAAUUUCUUUCCUCUUUUUUUAAAAAUUUCUACUGGGAUGGGUUUUAAAUUAUAAAUGUUGCUGCCUUGGGAGCAGAGUUUUUUUUUAAUACUAUUACCUCUAAGAUUUUUUUUUUUUGUACAUUUUUAAAAAUCAUGGGUGUUUAAUAGAGACAUAUUUUAGAAGCGUGCUUUUUUUAAAAAAAAUUAUUGAAUGAAAUAAUAUAUGUCACUUUAGAUCCCUGUGGCUGCUGUAAACUUUUUCAAUGCAGAAAAUGCAAGGUUUUUGUUUUGUUACUGUACUGUUUAAGUGGUUUGGCACACUCGGGUAGAAUAUUAUUUUUGUAGCUGUACAAAUCGGGGGAAAUUAAUCAAAUGUAUCUUGAUUUGUGUGUGGACACUACAUUGAUCUGUCUUGAAAUAAACCAGUACCUUUACCUGCUUUUUAUUGUGGCCAAGAAGCUUUCUGUGACAUUGCCUCAUUUUUACAUCCCCUGAAAUGUUGAGCAGCCCUGUAGCUGCAGAAUGGGACAUGACUUAUUCCUCUAUACUGGGAGUUCCCCACAUGCUGUAGAACAGAAAGACCCACAGAAUCUCACGUGGAAGGAA
This is a messenger RNA of Elgaria multicarinata webbii, 4065 nucleotides long. RefSeq names its product LLGL scribble cell polarity complex component 2 (gene LLGL2). Gene Ontology annotation, biological process: regulation of protein secretion; cortical actin cytoskeleton organization; establishment of spindle orientation. Gene Ontology annotation, cellular component: plasma membrane; cytoplasm; cortical actin cytoskeleton. The coding region runs from base 98 to 3166 and encodes 1022 amino acids. The transcript is spliced from 26 exons. Gene Ontology annotation, molecular function: GTPase activator activity; myosin II binding. NCBI's taxonomy places the organism in Eukaryota, Metazoa, Chordata, Lepidosauria, Squamata, Anguidae. The record is from RefSeq and is a predicted model, not a curated record.